AUGCGCUUCAGCAGGAUCCUCACAGCCCUCGUGGCCUUGCCCCUGGCUACAAGCCUGAGCCCGCGGGCAGCUGAAGCACAGCAUGUCAACCUCGACGAGUACCUUGCGGCCAACAAUUUGGCCCUGGUUCCGCGACAAGACCUCAGCGAUGCCAUACGGAAUAUGAACAUGCUCCUGGGCGAACUGCGACGGGAGCGCGAGGUCGCAACUCGUAUCUUGCCGCGACAAGCCAACAGCAGUAACCCUGGCAGUCCCAGCAACGCCGGUGGCAGUGGCAGCAGCGAAACAUCAUCGACAAAUAGAGAAGACGGCAAUUUCAACCCGCUAAACAUCGCAGAUCCCUUCGGCCUCGGCGAUGGCAUCAAGGACCUGAUCGACACCAUCAAGAACCUCCGGGAGACCGUCGACAUCGUCCUCCAGAUCUUCAGCAAGGACGGGCUCACGGAUCUCCACGACAUCCUCCAGUACUUGUCUGAGACUCUGAGGCCGCCGACUCCCCAGAUAGCCCGGAAGCUGCUGGUUGACAUCGACUCGCUGCUUCAGGAGCUCGACCUCAGGAGUCUACUGGAUCAACUCAAAGGUGUCGACAUUGGCGGCCUCGUCGAAGCAGUCAAGCCGCUACUCACCAAGGAGACGGUCGAGCAGAUUAAGGGACUGUUGGACAGCGCAUCUGGUCUGCUGACCAAGGAUGUGACGGAUCAGCUGAAGGAGCUCAUCGGCAGCCUCGGUGAAUAUGAUCUCGCUGGCUUGCUGGAGCAACUGAAGGACGUUGAUUUGGCAGGUUUGGUCAACGCCGUUAAGCCCUUGUUGACUGAGGACAUCAUCAACCAGAUCAAAGACCUUUUGGAUGGUGCAACCGGGCUGCUCACCAAAGAUGUGGUUAAUCAGCUUCAAGGCCUCCUCGGAAGCCUUGGUGAACUUGACCUCGCCGGCUUGCUCGAGCAGCUCAAAGGUGUCGACUUGCCGGGCUUGGUCAGUGCCAUCAAACCAUUGUUGACAGAGGAUACCAUCAGUCAGAUCAAAAGCCUCUUGAACGGUGCGUCAGGUCUUCUCACCAAGGACGUCAUCGGCCAACUCAAGAGCCUGCUUGGUACUCUGGGUGAACUCGAUCUUGCCGGGUUGUUGGAAAAGCUCAAAGAUGUAGAUCUCAAGGGUCUCGUUGAGGCUGUGAAACCGCUGCUGAGCAAAGAAACUGUGAAUCAAGUCAAGGAACUUCUCGGUAGUGUGUCUAGCCUGCUUACGCAACAGGUGGUGGACCAACUAAAAGCUCUGCUCGGUAGCUUGGUCGAGCUUGACUUGGCCAGUGUAAUUGACCUGGUAAAAGAUAUUGAUCUCAAAGGCUUGGUCGAAGCUGCAAAGCCUCUCCUGAGUAGAGAUACAGUGGACCAAAUUAAAAGUCUUCUUAGCAGCGUGUCCAGCCUUCUCACGCAAGAUGUGGUUGAUCAGCUGAAGGGUCUGCUGGGUAGUCUGCUUGAGCUUGACCUAGCCAGCGUCAUCGAUCUGGUCAAGGACAUCGAUCUCAAGGGUCUGGUUGAGUCAGUAAAGCCACUCCUGGCCCCAGAGACGGUCCAAUUGAUCAAUUCGCUUCUUUUCAACGUUGCUGAGCUUUUGACCGAAGACAGUGUUGAACAGCUCAAAGGACUGCUUACAAGUUUCGGCGAGUUGGAUCUACAAAAGCUUCUUGACCAGAUCAAACCGUUGAUUGAUAAAAUCACCGAACUGGAUAUUCAAGAGCUGCUUGAUUCCAUCAAGCCCUUGUUAACCUUAGAUACAAUUGGGAGAAUCAAGUCGCUUCUGGAAAACGCAUCGCAACUCCUGACCGCCGAGGUUGUCAGCCAGCUCAGGGGCCUCUUGGUGAGCUUGGGCAACAUUGAUCUCGCAGCCCUCAUCGACCAGAUCAGACCACUUCUCGACUCACUGUCCAGCAUCGAUCUCAGGGGCCUUUUCAAGCAGAUUGGUCCCCUUCUUGAGUCCCUGGGCCGAAUCGACUUGAAGGGUAUCUUUGACACCCUCCAGCCACUUUUGACCAAGGAAUCUAUAGAGGGGAUCGUCGGUCUCCUCACGAGUGCCGAGGGUCUUAUCGAGCAGGUCAAGCCCCUGCUCGAUUCGCUGACCGGCUUGGAUCUGUUUGAGCAGAUCGGUCCCUUGCUCGAGUCACUUGGUCAAAUAGACCUGAAAGUGCUGGUAGAUUCGGUGCAGCCGCUUUUGACGACGGAGUCUAUCGGGUCCAUUAGUGUGCUGCUCACCAACGCUGGUGCUCUGGUCACCACCGAUUUUGUCCAAGACAUUAAGGGCCUCAUCUCUGGUGCUGGUCCGCUACUCCACUCGCUCGAGGAAAUCGAUCUCAAGAGCCUCGUCGACCAAGUUGCCCCUCUGCUGCAAUCACUAUCCGAAGUCGACCUCAAGAGGCUGUUGGACCAGGUCGCUCCUUUACUCGAUACUCUCGGCAGCAUAGAUUUGGUCGGGCUGUUGAACAUCGUCACCCCAUGGCUGGACAGCCUGGGGGACAUUGAUCUGAAGAAGCUUUUCGACCAAUUCGGCCCUCUCCUAGAUUCACUGGGCAGUAUAGACCUUGUGGGAUUGGUCAAGAGUAUUACACCGCUUCUUAACGACCUCAAGGACAUUGAUUUCAAGCAGUUGGCCGAGAAGAUCAUCCCUCUCAUCAAUCAGGUGGGCAAUAUCGAUCUUGCGGGCCUUAUCGCCGGGGUGACACCCCUCCUUGAUUCACUUAAGGAAGUGGAUCUGAAGAAACUCUUUGCUCGGGUCGGCCCUCUGCUCAAUUCCAUCGGUGAGACCGAUCUGGCAGGGUUGGUGCAAGGCAUUUCGCUACUGCUUGGCUCGUUCAAAGAGAUCGACCUCAAAAAGCUCUUCAUCCAGAUAGGACCGCUCCUCGACUCGCUCGGCGAGUUUGACCUGGCCGGCCUGGUCAGAAGCAUCGCGCCGCUUUUGGCAGUUCUCCAAAAGAUCGACUUUCAGAGGCUGGCUGAAUCGGCACAGCCGCUGCUGGAGGCGCUGGGCCGUGUCGACGUCGGCGCUCUGGUGGAGUCGGCCAGCAGCUUGCUGACAAGGGAUGGCGUCAAGGGCAUCGUGACGCUGCUUGGAAACGCGCAGCUGCUGCUGUCGAGGGAUUUUGUUCAAAAUACAAAAGAGUUGAUUGGUGAUGCCACCCCGCUGAUAUCUGCUGUUUCGGACUUUGCAUCAGCGAUAUUAACCUCCAUCCUAAGUUGAUGGGCAGGUUGAAGGCUGGGCUGGGGCUUUUGGUUUGAUGGGACUGUCUUCUACAUCAAGACCAGAAAAGACCAGAAAAUAAAUGCAAAUCAUGUCAUUACGAGCUGGCACCUAGCAGCUUGAGAUUU
Pyricularia grisea is the source of this 3356-nucleotide messenger RNA. RefSeq lists its product as uncharacterized. Bases 1 to 3228 code for a protein of 1075 amino acids. The record is from RefSeq and is a predicted model, not a curated record. The transcript is spliced from 2 exons. NCBI's taxonomy places the organism in Eukaryota, Fungi, Ascomycota, Sordariomycetes, Magnaporthales, Pyriculariaceae.